AUGAGCCCAGCUGGCAGCAAAAUCAUCCUGGAGCUGCAGGAUGUGGGAGCGCAGGGCCACAGCAACAGCGCCUCCCAGAAAGAGAAAGACUUCAUUGAAAAUCAAAACACAUCAAGAAAUGACUCACUAAGGAUUAGAGUCAUGCAAAAUGGAGAGCACAUCAACACCAAACAGAGGGAAGAAUGUGCCAGCACUGAGCAGAAUUUUCCAAAGGAUGCAGAAAACAUCGAAGACAGUGAAGAUAUGCCUCCAAAAGGGUAUCUGGAGAAGAAAUAUGAUGCAAUUUGUGGAAUUUGUAGGAAAUACAAAACCACUGUUAAGUACAUAAUGUGGGGUGUCUUAAUAGCAGGGUACCUGGCUGUAGUGAUUGCAGCUUGUGUGCUGAACUUCCAAAGAGCCCUGCCUCUUUUUGUGAUCACCAUAGUGGUCAUCUUCUUUCUUGCCUGGGAUUAUUUGAUGGCUAAAUACGAAGAUCGAAUUGAUGAGUUCCUGUCUCCCGGAAGAAGGUUCCUGAAUAACCAUUGGUUCUGGCUCAAGUGGGUGGUUUGGAGUGCCUUAAUACUGGGGAUUAUUUUCUGGCUGAUCUUUGACACAGCCAAAUUAGGCCAACAACAGCUGGUGUCCUUUGGUGGUCUUAUAAUGUACAUUCUCCUGACAUUUCUAUUUUCCAAGCAUCCAACCAGAGUUUGCUGGAGACCUGUCUUUUGGGGAAUUGGAUUACAGUUCCUUUUGGGGCUCUUAAUUCUAAGGACAAAACCUGGUUUUGUAGCUUUUGAAUGGUUGGGCCAACAAGUUCAGACUUUCCUGGCGUACACUGAUGUGGGAGCUUCAUUUGUCUUUGGAGAGAAGUACACGGACCACUUUUUUGCAUUCAAGAUCCUGCCAAUCAUAGUUUUCUUCAGCACUGUCAUGUCGAUGCUCUACUAUCUUGGAUUGAUGCAGUGGAUCAUUAGAAAGGUGGGAUGGCUAAUGCUGGUUACCAUGGGAACAUCUCCUGUUGAAUCUGUGGUUGCUUCUGGAAAUAUCUUUAUUGGACAGACCGAGUCUCCACUGCUGGUCCGGCCAUAUCUGCCCCACGUCACGAAGUCUGAGCUCCACGCCAUCAUGACUGCUGGAUUUGCCACCAUUGCCGGAAGCGUCCUAGGGGCAUACAUUUCUUUUGGGGUCCCAUCCUCUCAUUUGCUAACAGCUUCUGUUAUGUCAGCACCUGCAUCACUGGCUAUUGCUAAACUCUUUUGGCCUGAGACAGAAACACCAAAAAUGACCCUCAAGAAUGCCAUGAAGAUGGAGACUGGUGAGUCAAGAAAUCUCCUAGAAGCUGCAACUCAGGGUGCAUCUUCAUCCAUUUCCCUGGUGGCCAACAUCACAGUGAAUCUCAUUGCCUUCCUUGCCCUGUUGGCUUUUCUCAAUUCAGCCUUGUCCUGGUUUGGAAGCAUGCUUGACUACCCACAGCUGAGUUUUGAGAUGAUAUGCUCCUACAUCUUCAUGCCCUUGUCCUUCAUGAUGGGAGUUGACUGGCAAGACAGCUUUAUGGUUGCCAAACUCAUAGGUUAUAAGACAUUCUUCAAUGAAUUUGUGGCUUAUGAACACCUUUCAAAAUUCAUUCACCUGAGGAAAGAGGCAGGACCCAAAUUUGUGAAUGGGCAACAGCAGUAUAUUUCGAUUCGUUCUGAGACCAUUGCUACAUAUGCCCUCUGUGGCUUUGCCAAUAUUGGUUCCCUAGGAAUAGUGAUCGGCGGACUAACAUCCAUGGCUCCUUCCAGAAAGCGAGACAUCGCCUCAGGGGCAGUAAGAGCUCUGAUUGCAGGAACCAUCGCUUGCUUUAUGACGGCCUGCAUUGCAGGCAUGCUGUCUGACACUUCUGUGGACAUCAACUGUCAUCACAUUUUUGAGAGUUCCUUCAACUUCAGUAGGCCUAGAAACACAACUGAAGAGGUCUUUUGUUGCCAAAGUCUAUUCAACAGCACUGUUGUCCAGGGGAAGACUAUACCAGGAGGAAACUCUAGCCUGUAUUUUUUCAAGGGCUGCUGCAAAUUGUUGAACCCAUCCACAUUCAACUGUAGCCAGAUUUUAAAUCCAUUUUGA
Molecule: messenger RNA, 2085 nt
Organism: Elephantulus edwardii (Cape elephant shrew)
Lineage: Eukaryota; Metazoa; Chordata; Mammalia; Macroscelidea; Macroscelididae
Gene: SLC28A3
Product: solute carrier family 28 (concentrative nucleoside transporter), member 3
Exons: 18
Coding region: 1-2085 (694 amino acids)
Biological process (GO): purine nucleoside transmembrane transport; pyrimidine nucleoside transport
Cellular component (GO): membrane
Molecular function (GO): pyrimidine- and adenosine-specific:sodium symporter activity; purine-specific nucleoside:sodium symporter activity
Source: RefSeq, a predicted model, not a curated record